Messenger RNA from Eimeria maxima, 1161 nucleotides. RefSeq lists its product as hypothetical. Bases 1 to 1161 code for a protein of 386 amino acids. The transcript is spliced from 6 exons. The record is from RefSeq and is a predicted model, not a curated record. NCBI's taxonomy places the organism in Eukaryota, Apicomplexa, Conoidasida, Eucoccidiorida, Eimeriidae.
AUGAAUAAGCAGCGCCUUCGUCUUAUUACCCAAGGGCUUAGCCCUGCAAGGUGGCGAUACACCUGCCUAUGUACCCAUAUGCAGCAGCCGCAGCAGCAACAGCAACUGCAGCAACAGCAGCAGCAGCAACAACUGCAGCAGCAGCAGCAGCAGCAAUUCACCUUCAACGACUACUACUACCCACAAGUGACCCUGCCUCCCCCUCCCCGUUGCAGCAUCGUGUGGGAUACACCCGACAGAGAACAUGUUCUUCUUAGUAAGGAAAGAUUAGAUCAAUUGCUGCUAGCAGAGAUAACGGAGUUUGCCUUACGACCUUCGCGUCCUCUUACCUUAGAGCAGAUAGCCUUCCUUAAUCAAUCGCAGCAGCAGCAGUACCAGCAGCAGCAGCAACAGCUGCAGCAACAGCAGGAGGAGGAGGAAGAGGAGGAGAGACAUGAGGAGGAGAGACAUGAUGAUGAGGAGCAGCAGCAACAGCAUGCUGAGGAAGACGAGAGAAGGGAUAGCUCUUCGUCUUCUUCUGCUGCUGCUGCUGCAUCUGCAUCUGCUGCUGCUCCUGCACCAGGUACACGUUCUCCUGGUACAUCAGGUAUUAGCAGCAACAGCAGAACCAGCAGCAGCAGCAGCAGCAGCAGCAGGAGUUGUCCUACAAAUGCUUCUUGUCGUGCUGUAUUAGCUGCUGAUGAAUUAGGUAAGGAAGGGAGUUAUAAGAAUAAGGGUACAAAAAGGGGGCCCCCCCCAUUUGGUUAUGAGCCUGAUUUAUUUUCGGGUCCUCCGGGGCCCUUGGGGCCCCAAGGGGGUCAUCAAGGGGGUCCUCAGGGGGCCCCUGGGGCCCCUCUUCAAUCCAUUUCGUUUGGGGAAUUCCUUCAUCACGAAUUACCCGUUCGCUUUGCUUCCCGCGUCAAGCAAUUGGAGGCCCUCCCUCUCUUCCAUACGGAGCCCUUAGUUAUGCACGUCCGUGGGGCUAUGUGGGUGUGUGAUGGAUGCGCGCCGCUGCAGCUUGUGAUCCUUUCCAGUCUAGCCACAAUCCUCUCUCUGCAGACACUGAGCGUCUCUGUCAUUCCCACUAUGGGCGCUGCCCACAGAUUAAAAUAUGGAACGUUAACGGGGCACACUUUGCGUCUGUCCCACAGUAUUUGUAUUAUAUUCUAUCGGAGCUAUUAA